AGAGGUGCAAAAAUUCCUGAGCCUCCUGAAGGCCACAAGUGGCAGAAAGUCAUUCAUGAUAAUAAGGUAAAAAUUUAUAAUGAUGACACUAAUGCAGGCAUCAAGUUCAGAUCAUUAUAGACUGCUUGCAGAGAAGUGAUACAGAAUGAAUUGAGUUGUGUUCACUCUGGGUUGUUAAGCAUUAAAAACUAAAAAGAGAAAAUUCUGUCACUGGUCAAAACGUUUCAAAACCUAGCUAACAUUGAUGUACAUGUGUUUUUAUGUAAAGGUAUCAUGGCUUGCUUGCUGGGUAGAGAAUAUUCAAGGAAGUUACAAGUAUGUCAUGUUAAAUCCCACGUCAAGAUUAAAGGUGAGACUGAACUGCAAUCCAUUAAGUUAUUUCUCUUUGAAUAGACUUGCUAUAGUAACUUAUAAUGAUUUGUUUGCAACUGUUUUCAGGGUGAAAAGGAUUGGCAGAAGUAUGAAACAGCAAGGAAAUUAAAGGUAGUGGUAUACCUCUUGAAAAUCUGGUACCUAACAAUGAGCUACCCCGCUUUCUGGUAGUCUAUGCAGUAGAGUGGUAAUUUAUCUAAUUUGUAAUUAUUCUCAUUCCAGAAAAAAAGACUUACAUUACUCCAUGUCACUAGAAUAAAGCUAUUGAUGUAGCAACACAGAUAAGCUGUAAGGCUAUGCCAUCUGUUGGGGGAUGCCACAAAAAUCAUAAUUUUGUUUGCGUUUCAGGACUGUGUUCAGAAAAUCAGAGAGGAUUAUGAAGAGGACUGGAAAUCCAAAGAAAUGAGACUGCGUCAGAGGUAAAUAGUACAUGUACUUCUGCUAUUAUGCAAACAUGUUGCAUAGCCCCUAGGGCUCAUUAUUCCAUGCCGUCUGUGCAUUUUGGGUCACAUGGUCACGUCUCCUGGCUGUUCAUCUUGCACAUGUCACCGAAAUGCACUGACUGAGAAGGUAUCCCUCUGGGAAGAUGCCAUACAGGGACCAGGCAAGCAUUUUCAGGACAGGCAGAAGCUACAGUAAGACUUUUUGAGAUGCUGGCCAAAAGCUACUCUAAAAAAAUUUAGUUAAAAUUGUAGUGGCAAGAUUCCCAACGCUUUGGUCCAUUUGGGGGUCAUGGAUUUGCUUGAAAUUUCUUGGAAGAACAUUUGAUCAAAGCAAUGUGAUGGUUAUCAUCUUUGCGUUGCAUCAGAUCUUUGUGUGUUAGAACUUGUGAUGAUGUUUAACUCAUUUUGAUUUUUGUACUUUUUCAGAGGUGUUGCCCUAUACUUCAUUGACAAGGUAAGGCAAAAUCCUGCUUAACAUCUAGCUUCCUAUGCAGAUUUUCUUAGGGAUCUGUGUGGGAGGGCUGGCUACAAGAACUCACCCUUACCUUAGCCAAUUUUUCUGAAAAAUGGCGACCUUUAUUUAGCAAAACCAUGUUAAGUUUGUCUUUGAGUAAUUUUUAUUAUUAUUAUUUUUUUGCUUAGUUGUUUUCAAUAAAUGGAAACCUCUCUAAUGAAAACUUAUUGUGAUUCCAAUUUUCAGCUUGCUCUUCGAGCUGGACACGAAAAAGAUGACGACACAGCCGACACUGUGGGCUGUUGUUCAUUGAGAUUCGAGCAUAUCAGUGAGUAGAAAUUGUGACCUCUUUGUACUGAAAUUGCGACCUUUUUUAGCAAUAGGCUUCUUACCCUAAAAUUUAGCUAGUGAUCUUGUGUUCUAGGCCAGCUUAAAGGCAGCCUCCACUGCUUGCUUUGUUAUGUGAAUCAUGUUGUUGCUAUGCUAACUAGUAUUUUUUAGGCAAAAUUUACAUUAGAAAAGGAAGGAUGUUUGUAUGAGAACAAGGUCAACCUCGCCCUCACGUUCACUCAAAGGCUAGGAUACUAUGCUCACAACUGUAAAAUGGCCUAUUGAUGGGAAUCAAUGUUAUUUUGUAUGCAACAAUGACAGUAAUUAAUUUUUACUUUUCCUUCUUUCAAUAAUUUAUUGGUAGAAAUCAAACGAUCGAAAAAAAGCUAAGUGGCUUGGUUUUCCUCCACUAACGUAAAAGUUUCUUGCUUUCAGUUUGGAAUAUUUGUUUGUAAAUUAUAGACACUUUUUAUCCCAUAUUUAUCACGUGACUUACUUUGUUGUGUAUAGAAUUGCAUGAUGAGUGGGAAGACAAGGAACAUGUAGUGGAGUUUGAUUUCCUUGGUAAAGACUCUGUUCGAUACUGGAACUUUGUCCCGGUAGAAAAAAAGGUAAGUGAAAUUUACUCUUCCCUUAGUUUUGGCAUUUGA
Molecule: messenger RNA, 2249 nt
Organism: Porites evermanni
Lineage: Eukaryota; Metazoa; Cnidaria; Anthozoa; Scleractinia; Poritidae
Source: the annotation of a GenBank genome assembly